This is a messenger RNA of Micromonas pusilla CCMP1545, 1764 nucleotides long. RefSeq lists its product as uncharacterized. Lineage: Eukaryota; Viridiplantae; Chlorophyta; Mamiellophyceae; Mamiellales; Mamiellaceae. The annotation marks the transcript as partial. The transcript has 2 exons. The record is from RefSeq and is a predicted model, not a curated record.
GCGGAAACGCGAGGACGAGCUUGAGGCACCUCGUUCGACUCGGCGCGAUACGAACUCCUCUGCGUCUGAUGUUGUACUCGGUACACCAUCGACGAAGCGCGAGUAGUGCUUGCCCGUAAAUUAACGAAAGCUUCUUCGUGUGCUGCAAAGUUGCAGCUAUGACCGUAGCUCCGGGCGAGUUGCCCAAGGAAAUUGCUUCUGCGGUCACUCCCACGCUGGGACCUCUACAAUUAGCCUGCGACACAGAGAUGAUUCUACCGCCGUUGGCCGUGAUCUUCGACGAGGAACCGCUCCAUUGCAGUAUGGUUUCUCGCCUGUCAUCAAGCGGGUUCCCCUUGGCAUGGUACAGUAUCAACUCAAAUGGUGGUAUGACAUCAAAUUUACGUGGAGUACGAGCACGCACGCCGCGUCAUGCCGCUGAAAUUGCAGCUCAUCUCCCCUGCUGUACGUCGUCGAGUCCUGGUACGAAGUCAACUAAAUCCAUGUCAAAAGACGUGUAUGACAGAGUGUUCAAGACCCAAGUAGCUGACAAAUUUCUCACGCGAGUUAACCCUGUAUUGUUACUAGUUGCGGUGGCAGGUGACUUUAUGAUAGACAUAGCGAUUGAGCGCUUGCUCACGGGGGAACGUGGCGCUUCGUCUGUAUACCUGGACCAUAAUUUGCUGGCCGGAAGUGUGUUAGUGCUCAUAGGUCCAAUGUCAGAGGCGACUGCUUCAAGUGCACGAAGAAGAUGUAAGCGCUAUGGUGUUGCACUUGUUGUAGCAGCUACCGAGGGUAACGAUAUCAAUGCGGAGGAAGGAACUCUUCAUUUUUGGUGCGCAGCUGAAACAGAAAUGUCCGUGCGGGGUGCGUGGUCAUUAUUCAGUACCCUGGCAAGUACUGUAUUCAUUGUCGGGACAGAUCAGCGCGACGCCUGCUGCGCUCGACUUGCACGUGCACUAGCAGGAACCCUUCAUGACUUUGAUUUCUCUGUUCUGCAAACGAGCGGAGCUUCUUUUGCUAUGAUUGCUGCGGAACGCCGCUUGUCGGUACUAGAGGUCCUGCUCGGCAAGCUUCGUGCUUCUGCAGCUCAAGAAAAUUUAAAUAGUUCUGACAAACAACCACUUGAUAGUGCCGUAGUAAAUGGCACUGAAGCAAUGCUCGAGAACAAAUCUAAUCACACACUGCGUGUAGAGCUUGAUACGCUUUGGCAAGAAUUUGAAGAUCAGUUAUUCGCAUCAGGUACACUGCGCAAGAAGUUGAGUCAAGCAGCACACUGUAUACAAGAUGCAAAAGUGAUCAAGAAAAUACUUGAGAAAGUCGUGGGUGCUAAUCAUGGGAAACAAGUGGUACACGCGAACAUGAAUAAUUUACUUACUGAGCUGCAGGCUGUCCUAUUCACAGAGAGGCAGAUCCGUCAACAGUUACAGCGAAGGUUCAACAGUGCUGAACAAGUAGCAAGCGUGCACCAUUCCCAAUUGAAGGCACAUGUAGCUAACCUUGAACAUCGUUGUUCUCUAUUAGAGAACGAGCAAACGUUGAAAUCCAACUCGGCAGCAUGCAUUCGUGAAAUGCAUGAUGGAGAAUUCACAGGUGAAGAUGAUCUCAAGGUCGUUUGUGCGAAGUUCGAGACUUUAAGACGAAAUUUUGCUCUGGAAAGGUCGUCAUAUAUACUGGCCAUCAAGGCCGCUGAGAACGCCGAGCGGAUCGCACUUGUACGCGCAGAGAAGGCGAAAUCUGCCGCGUCGAUGUCUGCGUCCUUCGAAGAGCGUGCAUUAACAGAGC